Molecule: messenger RNA, 1125 nt
Organism: Plenodomus lingam JN3
Lineage: Eukaryota; Fungi; Ascomycota; Dothideomycetes; Pleosporales; Leptosphaeriaceae
Source: RefSeq, a predicted model, not a curated record
AUGGCCCCCCUGCUUUGGUUGCUGGGCUACCUCGUACUCACCACACUCACCAUCACCUCAGCUGCGCCGACAUCCAACACCACAGCCCUUGCCCACCACGCCGAGGACCUACAAGCACAAGACUCUGUCAAUCAUGGUGAAACCUCCACUUCACGAACCGCCUUUACAGCCCUGUGUUUGAGCAGUGUAUCCACGCUGACGUGUUUGGCUGGUAACAUGUCAGACAAACUCCACUGCUUGCUGCCGUUGACAGGACAAGGGAAUCGCGUGCAGAGUAUGGGCAUACAGCAGCUCAAAUCCCCAAACUUUUCCCAAGUACUCGUCCUACUCCUGUUCGCUUUCUCCACGUCCUUUGUCGUCUCGGCUGCUAUCGUGACCAUAGGGCUUGAUCUUGCGACCGCAAGCACCUGCCGUAUAGCUGUACAUUUUUGCCUAGCUUUCUACGUAGGUAGCAAAGUCAUCAUAUAUGUCUUCCUGGUAGAAAGAGCCCAUGCCAUUCGCGCCCCUUUCAGGCAAAGACACUUCGACAAAUUGUGGCUCUUCAGCAUGCUGGCCAUCGGACUCGGCUUCGGAAGCACCGCCAUCACUGGUUUCAUCUGGCCAAUAGCUGAACUCGGUAGGGACAAUCAGCGAUGUCAUAUUGGCUUGAAACGCCGGGUUACGAUUGUGCUUCUCGUGGUCGAUGUUUGGCUCAAUGUCUUUCUCACGCUCAUCUUCGUCUAUCUCAUCAGUCCGUCAGUUCGGUCCAUGGACAUUUCCUUUCUUUCUUUCCCUGCCAGCCGGUUUACAAUGUGUCUGGGAAACAUGUGCCACCGGUCCAAGAACAAAGUGGACGUGGACCUUCACAGAUCCAAUCCGCGUGUUGUACACCAGAUGGAGCAUCUGCUUGUCAAGACUUUGGUAGGCUCCAUCUUCAUCAUGGUUCCUACUACAGCCAACUUGACUGCAUUGUGCAUCUUCGAGGGACGAGAAUUGGGCUGGGUCUGUCUGACCAUAUGCGUGCUGGACGUAACUUGGCAGACCUGUGUGUUCCACUGGCUCACAGAGGGCAUCAGCGAGGCCAGGCAAAAGGCGUCGGCAGGGUCAGUCAGGAAACCGAAGCCUCACUCGGUCCCUCUAAACUGA